Brassica napus (rape) is the source of this 948-nucleotide messenger RNA. RefSeq names its product protein COLD-REGULATED 15B, chloroplastic. NCBI's taxonomy places the organism in Eukaryota, Viridiplantae, Streptophyta, Magnoliopsida, Brassicales, Brassicaceae. The coding region runs from base 131 to 709 and encodes 192 amino acids. The transcript has 2 exons. The record is from RefSeq and is a predicted model, not a curated record.
CCUCUGAGCUUCCUUAUAAGAUUCUCGAUUGUCCCAUUUAAUAACAAUUUAACUCCUCGCUUUAGAUUCGUUUUACUCUCAAACACACAGAAUUUUCCACCUAUUAAGAGACCAAAGGUAAGAGAUUCUCAUGUCGAUGUCUAUUUCUGGAGCUAUGCUUAGUGGGGUGGGCUCUUCGUUAUUGAUCAACGGAAGCAAGAGAAGCGGCGGCGUAGGCGGUGGAUCUAUGAGUGUUGGCCGGAAGAAUGCGACCAUUACACCGCAGAGAAACAAGUCAUGGGUCCUAGCCGCCGUGAAAGGUGAUGGAAAAUCAAAGAACGACCCCAAAUGGCUAGAUGAUGCCUCACAGAAAGCUGGCGAGUUCGUGAAGGACAUGGGGAGUGAAGUGGGGCACGUGACUGCUCAGAAAGGACAAGAAGUUAAAGAUCAUAUAGAGAGUGCAAGAAACUAUAUUGUUGAGAAAGCUGGUGAAGCGAUGGACACGGUGGCUGAAAAUGCUAAGAAAGCUUCUGAGUUUGUGACGGAUAAAGGCAAAGAGACCAAGGAAGAAACUGUUUUAAUAACUGAAAAGGCUAAAGAUUUCAUUGUUGAAAAAGCUGGUGAAGCCAAAGAUUCGGCGACGGAUAUGCGCAAGAAAACGGCUAAGUACGUUGGAGAUAAAGCAGCAGAGGCUAAAGAAGCUAUAUUUCCUCCAAAAACCGAAGAAUAGAAUAUUGUAUAUAUGGGACCUUAAAUAGCUAAACAUAUAAAGAACUUUGAGGCAGUAAUCUCAAAAGUAUUUUUACUUUGUGAGAAUAUAGUAUGUUUAUUUUGUGAGAAUAAACUGAUACAUACAAUAAGUACUGAUAUAGACUUAUAGUCAGUGGCUAAUCAUUCAAAUUAAGUGCUAAUCUUUAAUCUUACAAACUAUGACAUUUACUGAGUUAAAGAAAUACAAUGGUUUCAAUC